AUGAAGUUCACGCUACCUGAAGAUACGUUCCCAGCUGUUAGUCUGUCCAAGGAGAAGCAAGCUGCGUUGAUCGAGGAAGCAGAGACCGUCGUUCGCCAGUCCAUCGCAGCCAAUGAAGAAUUCCUGGCCGGUGGAGCGACUUUUCACGAUUCGAGGUGGAAGCUCGUGCGCGCCAAGGAAGGCCUGGGCGUGUAUCGGCAACGACGAUCGAUAACUGAAAUCUCCAGGGACUCGUACAAGGUCCAGAAGCCUUCGUCGCCUCCGAGCCAGAGCUCGUCACUGUCCUUUAAGCGUCGAGGCCGCGCCACGAGCGACAUGCACUGGACAACGACCACCACUGAAGAGGGGUCCUCAAUAUCUGGCAUCAACGAGAGCAGCAUCCAGGAGAAGAUGAGGCGUCCGGAGAUAUCGUUAAUGGUCAUGCACGGAACCGUGGACGGAAGCCUGGCCGACUGCAUGUACGGCACCUUCGCGCCUACCAAUGGAGCGUGGAUGUGGCGGUGCUCCCAUUUGAAUGAGCGCUUCGACGACUCGCGCGUCCUGGCGAACAUCAGAGGACCCACACGAAAGGACCCUUUCCGAUCUCUCGGCGUCAAGUGGUUCGUCAAAGAGAUCCCGGCCGUGCUGUCUGGCAUCGUCAUGCGGCGCGACUACCUCGUGCUGGAAGCCACGGGGCUUGCCCGCGACUCGAGAGGCGAGACAGUCGGCUACUACCUCUGCACUCGGUCUCACUGCCAACUAUCCCAGUACUCACUGACUUGGGCAUCGUCCGCGGACAGUUGA
Phytophthora sojae is the source of this 783-nucleotide messenger RNA. RefSeq lists its product as hypothetical. Bases 1 to 783 code for a protein of 260 amino acids. The record is from RefSeq and is a predicted model, not a curated record. Lineage: Eukaryota; Oomycota; Peronosporomycetes; Peronosporales; Peronosporaceae. The transcript has a single exon.